AUGAACGGGUGUCCGAUUCCCGAUGGUGUUGAUCCUCGUCUGGUCAGGCAGAGAAAAGAAUCGAAGUUGAAUAGGUCAGACAGUUACCGACCAAGUCCUCUCACCAUCACUACCAUUGGCGACCUAACACGCUUCUCUCCUGACAAGCUGCGAGAGCUCUCUUCCACUGGCAUUGAUUUUAGGGUUUUUGAUUCGGCGACGCUGCUUUCCUUUUCAGAAACAGAUAUUAAAACGCAUUUGCAUAACUGUACCCCUUGUAAUGCAACUCCGGCUACUAUAAUGCUCAUAACCGGUCCCGGCAAACUCGAAGGCUUAGCUGAAACAAUUUACCAUCUAUAUGAUCGUAAAGAUUACAGAACUAUUCUGGUGUAUCCUCAACGAGAUGAAGCUGCUCCAGACUGGCUCUGGGAAAGCUUUCUGCGUCGUGUUUCUAGACAGUGGCUCUGGAAAAGCUUACUCGAAGAUGAAAUUGAUUCGGGGAAUUCGGAUGACGAAAAGGAGAGGACAAACCUUGUUCUUCAAGAUAAUAAUUGCAGUGAAAUGGGUGAAUCUCGCUGGUCUUGCUCACUAUGCCCUAGUGUUGCUCUCCAAAGCGUUGAAGAUCUCGCCGAGCAUCUCAAGAGUCAUGUAAACAACAAUAAGAGGAAGGAAGAUGAAGAAGUUGACCCGGAAUGA
Molecule: messenger RNA, 675 nt
Organism: Microthlaspi erraticum
Lineage: Eukaryota; Viridiplantae; Streptophyta; Magnoliopsida; Brassicales; Brassicaceae
Source: the annotation of a GenBank genome assembly